Talaromyces marneffei is the source of this 939-nucleotide messenger RNA. RefSeq lists its product as uncharacterized. Gene Ontology annotation, molecular function: phosphatidate phosphatase activity. The transcript has 4 exons. NCBI's taxonomy places the organism in Eukaryota, Fungi, Ascomycota, Eurotiomycetes, Eurotiales, Trichocomaceae. The record is from RefSeq and is a predicted model, not a curated record. Gene Ontology annotation, biological process: phospholipid metabolic process. Bases 1 to 939 code for a protein of 312 amino acids.
AUGUCUCCAUUCCCAGCACCGCGAAACAGCAUGGCAUUCUCAAACCAGCCCGGGGCUGUCGGCGCAAUCGCCCGGUUUUGGGCGCGCACAUAUGCCGCCGAUUAUGUCGCUUUGGGGGUUGUUGCGAUUGGGUUUAUCCUAAUUCAAUUGUUUGUUACGCCGUUUCAUCGAAUGUUUUAUCUGGAUGAUAUGGCUAUUCAGUUUCCGUUUGCGCAAUCUGAACGAGUUCCUAUGCGAUGGUCAAUCGUUUACUCCGCCGUCCUCCCCUUGCUCGUCCUCCUGCUCUGGGCCCUCAUCACACGCCCAUCCACACACAAACUCCAUGUCAGCUUUUUGGGGCUUGCGGUCUCCCUGAUUACUACGCCCUUCUUGACCGACAUCAUCAAAAACGCCGUUGGUCGUCCACGGCCGGAUCUGAUUGAUCGAUGCAAGCCCGAAGCAGGCACGCCGGAACAUAAACUGGUUACGUUUAGUGUAUGCAUGCAGUCGAAUGAGCAUAUUUUGCAAGAAGGAUGGAGGAGUUUUCCGAGUGGACAUAGUAGUUUUGCGUUCGCCGGGUUAGGGUUUUUGUCUCUAUUCCUGGCAGGUCAAUUGCACGUCUUUCGCCCGCGCGCCGAUCUCGGUCGCUGUCUAUUCGCAUUCGUCCCGAUACUAGGCGCUAUAAUGAUUGCUAUAUCCCGCUGCGAAGACUACAGACAUGAUGUAUGGGACGUCACGGCAGGCGCAAUUCUAGGGUCGAGCGUGGCAUAUUUUACUUAUAGACGGUACUAUCCAUCUUUGAGGGAUAUACGAUGCCAUGUCCCAUACGAUCUGGCGGAUGCCAAGGGUGAAGGAUUCGCAAAGUUGGCGGAUGAUGAGGAGAGACUAUUACAUGUCAACGGAGCGCUCGGAUCGGACCAGGAGUCACUCCCUAUACAUAUGGACGCACCGCGCAUUUAG